Messenger RNA from Heterostelium album PN500, 1335 nucleotides. RefSeq lists its product as uncharacterized. The coding region runs from base 1 to 1335 and encodes 444 amino acids. The transcript has 2 exons. The record is from RefSeq and is a predicted model, not a curated record. NCBI's taxonomy places the organism in Eukaryota, Evosea, Eumycetozoa, Acytosteliales, Acytosteliaceae.
AUGGAGGAAAACAUGGUCGAGAAUUCCACACAGCUCAGCACCACCAAGAAGUCACUGAGCAACUCACGUCGUAAACUCUCAAAGAUCAAUCAAGAGCUAUUGAUGCUCAGCGAUGAAAACUACAACGAAUCGAUCGGUGCCAAUGCACUAAACAAGCGAAAAUCAGUUGAUCUAUCAGAACUUUCAAAGAUGAUACAAGACUAUGAUGAAGAACAAGAAGCAGCAUCAGCAUCGUCAUCGACAACACCAAUAAACUCACCAUUCAAACCGACAACAAGAAGAGAUAGAGGAAAGUCAACUCCACCACCUGUUAACAAUAAUAGUAAUGAAUCAAAUGUUAUGGUGGUUGAAUCACCAAGAACAACAACAACAACAACAUUGGCAGCAUCAAUUAGUAAUGAACAACUAGAGGAUAUGUUGGAGAAAGCACGUUCCGCUAAUAUUGGAUAUCGUCUUCACAUUCAGUUUUUGAGUAAGGAGUUGAAGAUGUUGGAGAAGGACAUGCAGCAACAGAAGGAAUUCAACGAUUCACUGGUGACGAGAUUGAAUUUGGAUUUAGAAGAUGCGAGAAGAAUGAACAACAGAAUCAGAAAGGUAUUCCUAGAGAGAUUUGCAAAGGAAGAGGAUUCCAUCUUCUUGGACUACUAUACACUCACCGAUAAAUUCCAUCCAACAAUCAACCUAUCGAUACAAACAGAGACGACAUCAUCUAUAUUUUCACCUUCAUUCGGAUCUUCGACACCACCAUCAUCUUUAUCGUCAUCAUCAUCAUCAUCAACCAUCAAUCAUUAUAACAAUGUAAAUAUAAACAUUAACAAUCAUAAUAAUAAUCAUAACAGUAAUAAUAAUCAUUUAGACAAUAAUAGUAAUAAUAAUAAUAAUCAUAUUAAUGGAAAGAAUAAUAAUAAUAAGAAAGAUAGUAAUUUUAAUAAUAAUAACUUUGAUAGUAGUCUACAUGAAACACAAGAGAUAUUUAAUAGUAUUUAUAGUGUAAAAUCAAAUAAAAACAAUAGUAAUAAUAGUAGUGAUAAUAAGUUAAAUAAGAGUAAUAGGAAUAGUGGUAGUGGAAGUGGAUUUAAAUCACCUACAACAUCAAAUUCGAAUUCACCAUCGAAUUCACCAACAACAGGUAGAAGACAAUUACAAAGUUCGUUGAAUUCAUCAUCAGCAGCAUCGCCUUUGACAACGUCCACCAACAAACUAUCAUCAUCAUCAUCAUCAUCGUCCACCACUAGUGCUCAGUAUCAAUGUACUACAUGUACAAUGAUGUUUUGUUCCAGUUGCAUUAAUACAAAAACUAAAACUUGUAACAUUUGUAAUAUUCCCAAUAAAUAA